Molecule: messenger RNA, 7503 nt
Organism: Trichomycterus rosablanca
Lineage: Eukaryota; Metazoa; Chordata; Actinopteri; Siluriformes; Trichomycteridae
Gene: pkd1l2a
Product: polycystic kidney disease 1 like 2a
Exons: 41
Coding region: 1-7410 (2469 amino acids)
Biological process (GO): detection of mechanical stimulus
Cellular component (GO): membrane
Molecular function (GO): calcium ion binding; carbohydrate binding; protein binding
Source: RefSeq, a predicted model, not a curated record
AUGGACAGACAUCCCCUCUCCCAUCUCUUGCUUGUAGUCAUUCUCAGUUCUGCUGCUGUUCUUGGGGAAGAUGAAACUGAGACCCUGUCCUGCCCACACCACCAAAAAGCUUUUGACGGUUCCUGUUAUGAGUUUGUUUCCCUGCAGCGCACCGUUGUUGAUGCUCAGAGUUGGUGUGAGCGCAGCGGUGGACACCUAGCGUUCAUCCAGAACGAUGAGACACAGCAGUUUCUUCAGGAACAUUUGCAGUCUGGAAAACACUGGUGGCUGGGAUUGGCGCCUGCCUCGUUCAACCUCAGCCUGGAUCUGGAUGAUGCUGCCAACGGUCUUUUGUCAUGGCUGGAUGGAUCUGAUGUAAGUUACUCCAACUGGUUCAGUGAGCCAGUGCUCGGUGCAGCCUGUGGUUACAUCUCAAAUAACUCCAAAUUUCAAUGGGAAACAAGCAAAAACUGUAGUCAGGAGUUCAACUUUAUCUGCGAGUUUGAGUCAGGACGCUCUCUAACCUGUGGGGACCAAAAUGCUACGCUGCAGUGUGGCUCUGGGCAAGUGAUAGUAAUUGAUGACAGUUUUUAUGGCAGAAAGACGCUACAUUACUGCACUGCUGACCGCUCUGUAACGCAAACGUCUUCACAGGAGGAGUGCAGAUGGGUGGAUGCAAUGGAGUUGAUUUCAGCGCAAUGCCACGGGCUGCAGGUAUGCCAGGCUGUCAUUGAUGUUGCAUCCUUCGGCGAGCCUUGCGCAGGACUGGGAAGCUACUUAUCAGUGGAGUAUCACUGCAAAGAUGGUCUUCACCUACUGAUGAACAAGGUGGCCGCUGUCUCCAGUAACGUCACUUUAACUGUAAAGUGGCUGCUUCACCCUUUCCAAGGCAACCUCACAUGUCUGUUGACCACUGGUGAUGGGCACAUUAUUGACCCCUACAGUCCUAAAGAGUUACAGAGCAAAGUAGUGCACACCUACCAACAUACUGGAGACUACACUAUUACAGUGGAGUGCAGCACCAGUGAAUGGCAUGUAACAGCUCAGAAAACCAUCGCCAUCCAAGAACCCCUUGUACAAUUUGGCAUAAUAAUAUGCCACAGCUCAAACCACUCAACGGACAGUAGAAACUGCAAAGGCCUGUACCACCAUGCCAUGAAAAUCCAAGUGCAGCUAAAUGCUGGUACUAACGUCACCUACAGAAUCCAGCAUGGUGACACAGAACUCGCCCGCUCAUCUUCACUCGAAGGAAAAAUUCCACACAACAUCACCUUGUCUUUAGAAGUUCUAAAUAUCCUGGGCUCAGGAUGCCAUCAACUCAUCCUCAAGGCUUCCAAUUUAGUGACAGAUCCAGAUGUGUCUGCUCCUUUAGAACUUUGCUUGGUAGAGCCAGUGCAGGGUCUGCAGGUCUUUGUGGCACCAGAACAGGACUCUUGCUCCGGUUCAGAUCUAAAUGUUAAUGUUUCUCUGGGGCAAGGUGCUCCAGUGGAGCUGCUCUUUCUGAUAUCUGGGACAAACACAAACUUCUCUGAGACCCACCAGAUGCUAAAUGGCAGUUUACAGGUCUUCAAAAUUUCCAACAAUAUAGAAGGUACAUUGAGGGUAAAAGUCAGGGCAACAAACUUGUUUUCAUCAAUGGAAGUGGAUGCUGGAACCACAACGGUAGAUUGCCAGGUUGACACAGAAAAUUCAACAGAAAAAAAUUUGACAGUACCAAACAGCCUGGUGAUUACCUCAAACCCAGAGAACCCAGUCAUUGGUACAAGUAAUAUAAUGCUGGGCAUUAAUGGCCUUGAUGGAAAUACGACUCUUUAUACAUUUGCAUGGAACUGCAGUGGAUCAUGUUCCUGUAAUGUCAGUACUCAGACUGAAACCCAUCAAAUAAGUGCCGAUUGUCUCCCACCACCCUAUAGUUUUUCAGUUUUCUCUGUGACUGCGACUAACACAAUGGGGCAGUCACAGUCAGCGGUCAGAUGCGUCUCUGUCACUCCAGGGAGGGAUUUCAAUCCUGUCAUUACUUGUUCCAACUGCAACCCAGUGAAUGUUAGUGUUGAUGUUAAGUUGACAUUACAGUGUGAAGGCUGUCAGCAAAUGGUUUGGUAUCUUGAAGACAUGACACCUGUUUCUAGUGUUUUAAGUUCCUGCUAUUCUAAUAGUGGACAGAAGCCUUUAAUAAAGCAGAAGGAAGGAGUUGACACUCUUACAAUUGAAAGUACAACUCUGGUCAAUGCACAAAAAAACAUACAUGUUGUGGCUUAUGGUGUGAAAGAUGGCUUAUCUGGAUCUACUGAAUUUAGUGUUCCAAUCUUCAGUACCUCAAUUGACUCUCAAUCUUCAGCGACCAGCGUGACUCUUACAACCCAGAACCAGACUGAAGCCUCAUUAACAACAAUCAAUCCACCAUCCUGUGACAUUAUUCCCAGGGUGGGAGAUAUUCUCACACCUUUCAACAUCACAUGCACUAUAACUUCAUUGUUUUGCAAAGCUAGAAUUUGCACAUACUGCUUCAGAACAUCCACCGGUGAUUACUUGAACUGCGGCCACAAGCCGUCUGUGGAGUCAUUAUUCCUCCCUCUCGGAGUUGGCAGUAACUACAACCUGGUUAUAGUAGUCACAGUUGAGAAUGAAGAAGGACUGAAAAUAAACACUACAAUAUCUGUCCAGGUAAAUGAUGUUAAAGUUGGAAGCACAGUGCAGGACCUGGAAACCCUCAUGUCUAAACAGGUUGACCAGCUGCAGCAGCAUGGGAAACUGACCAGAACAGCUUUGGCACAGAUGUACCACUCUGUUUCUAACAAACUAAAUGGGGACUCAGCCGGUAGCCAAGAGCAAACUGCCAAAAAGAAGCUACGAGAGCGCAUGCUGUCAGACCUUGGAACAGCUGUGAAUGCUGCCCCCCUCAGGAACCCCACAGAGGUACAAAUGACAGCUGACGCUGUAGUGGGCAUCACUACACAGAGUGAGGAACUCACCUCUACAGCCCAGUGGGAGGCCAGUUCUCUUUUGUCAAACCUGAGUAGAUCCCUGGUCUUUCUCAAUUUCUCUGGGGGCGAUGAUAAAACAUCGACUAGGCAGGUGGUUACACCCAUCGUUCAAGCUGCCAGUAACAUCCUCAAAGUUUCUGCCAGCUCUGACAUGCAGGAAACGAUCUCGGAAAACCUGCUAAAUGCAGCAGAAAACAUACAGAGUGCUCUGCUGGCUGGAACAAGUGCAGAUCAAGAGCCUAUCAUUGUUAGUACUGAGGAGAUCAGUGUGUAUGUAAACAGAAUGUCAGCAGAGAAACUUCAGGAACAAUCAUUCAGUGUUAAUUACAGCAGCUCAGCGAGCUUUGUGCUCCCCUCUUUGGGUCCUGAUGUGCUUCCUUUUGAAGAGGCAGUGGAUGUGCGGAUGCUAAGUUUUGCCAUCAAUCCGUUCUCUUGGCGGGAAGGCGAGUCUAUAAGUGGAGCAGUGGGGUCUCUCUCGAUCACUAGAGAAAAUGGAUCUGUUAUUCCAGUAUCAAACCUCACAAAGGAGAUUGAGAUUCUUCUACCAAGACCAGAAACAGAAGUAAACAGCACAUUUUUAGACCUAGGAAACUACAGUACCUUAGUCAUCAAUGUAACCACACCUAACAUUUCUCUUGUCUUGAAACUGGAUCCCUCCGAAGAGAUACCUUUACAUUUGCUACUGGGUUUUGAACACUUCCCAAACAAUACCAACUACAAGGCUGCAAUUCAGCUCCCUCAACCAGGAAACUCAGCAGAAGAGAGAUACACAUGGGUUCUGGACCCCAGAGAUAUGGCCAUAGAUACAGGAGUUUACUACCUUUUGGUGAGGCCUAUUGUAGAGGUAGGAGUGAACUCUACAAAUGCCUCUGUGUUCAUCACUUCGAUUGCUGCUCAGUGCAAGUACUGGGAUGAGGCUGGAAACAACUGGAGUGACUAUGGCUGCAGAGUUGGGCCUCGCACCACAGCACUGUUAACUCAGUGCCUCUGCACCCACUUGACGUUUUUCGGGAGCUCUUUUUUCGUCAUGCCCAACCUAGUGGAUGUGUCCCGCACUGCUGAACUUUUUGCCACGUUUGUCAAUAAUCCCGUGGUGGUGUGUUUUGUUGGUGCAAUCUUCCUGGUUUAUCUUAUGGUAGUGGUGUGGGCACGGAAAAAGGACAUCCAGGACACCGCCAAGGUAAAAGUCACAAUGCUAGAGGACAACGACCCAUUGGCCGAAUACCGAUACUUACUGACUAUUACCACUGGGCAUCGCCGUGGGGCUUCCACAUCCUCUCAGGUUACAGUUACUCUACUUGGUACGGAGGGGGAGAGUGAGCCCCAUCAUCUGACUGACCCAGAAAAGCCAGUAUUUGAAAGGGGAGGGGUGGACAUGUUCCUCCUUACCACUCCUUUCUGUCUCGGAGAGCUGCAGAGCAUCAGAUUAUGGCAUGAUAAUUCUGGAAAACAUCCAGCUUGGUAUGUUAACAAAGUGAUGGUGCAGGACCUGGAGACUGGACAGAAGUGGCACUUCUUGUGUAGUUCAUGGUUGGCCAUCGAUAUGGGCGAGUGCACCCUGGACAAAGUGUUCCAUGCAGCAACAGAAAUGGACUUGAAACGGUUUAGCAAUCUGUUCUUCACGAAGACCACCAAAGAUUUCCAAGAUGGUCACAUUUGGUUCUCUGUAAUCAACCGUCCACCAAAUAGUAACUUCACUCGAGUGCAGCGUGUUUCCUGCUGUUUCUCCCUGUUUCUCUGUACCAUGCUGACCAGCAUCAUGUUUUGGGGGAUUCCAACCGAUCCUUCAGAGCAGACCAUGGACCUGGGUAAAAUUGAGUUUACCUGGCAGCAAGUGAUUAUUGGGAUCCAGAGUUCCAUCAUUAUGUUUCCCAUCAAUCUUUUAAUCGUGAGCAUCUUCAGAAAUGCUCGACCAAGGGAGAGAAAAUCUGACAAACAGCAAAAGAUUGAUUCUACUCUGCAUGAAAAAACAGAAUGUACAGCAACAUCCCAACCUCCUUCUCCACAAAGUAAUCAUAGAGAAAUCACACCAGAUUCUGUGAUCAAGGACAUCAAACGAAUAGCUCAGUCCCUCUCCAAGGCUUUGAGAAACCCCAUGCCAGUGAUAGACCCUGGGAAAAUGGAUAUCAAUGCACUCUUAUCAAUAGUUGAAGAUAUUAUUAGACAGCAGAAUUGUGUAGAUCGUGAAUUUUACUCAGACAACUCUAAAAAUAACCUGGCUAUAUCUCUGGUGUCGGUUAAUCUGCAAGACAGGAGUCCUGAGCAGAUACUGACAGAGAAACAAACUAUCUACAAGCAGUAUCUCUACAAGCAGCUGGAAAAUGUGGAGAAAGAGCUAAAACUGCUUGGUCCUUUACGAUUUCCCAAGCCAGAGGGCUACGUCCAAGCUGUGCUCCAGGUUCAGGGUAUGAAACAAAUGUUAGAACCGUACGUCUCCUCCAGCUCCAUCAGGGACCAGGUCAGCUGCAGCUCCAGCAUAGCAGAAGAGCAAGGAAGCAAUAAGAAAGGCCUACCAUGGUGGUUUGUGUAUUUGGGAUGGAUUCUCGUUGCAGCCACUAGUGGAGUGUCAGCGUACUUCACCAUGAUGUACGGGCUGACCUAUGGAGCAGAGCGUUCCAUCAGCUGGCUUAUUUCCAUGGUCGUGUCAUUUUUUGAGAGUCUCUUCAUUACCCAGCCUAUAAAGGUACUUGGAUUUGCUGUCUUCUUUGCACUAGUCCUAAAGAAAGUUGACCAGGAAGAAUAUGGGGAUGUUCCAAUUGAUGGAACUUCAAAGACAGAUGACCCUAAUGACAUAUGCAUUGCCAGGAGAGACAGCACAUGCAGCUUCUACCAGCCUCCACCUCCUACUGAUAUUGAGAAAAUGAGAAAAAACAUGAUCAAAGAACAGAAAGUCUUUGCACUUAUCCGGGAGAUUCUCAUUUAUGUAGGAUUCCUCUGGAUGCUGCUCCUGGUAGCUUACGGUCAGCGUGAUCCGAAUGCCUACUUCCUUAGUAAACACAUUGAAAAGAGCUUCAAGAAUGGUAUUUCUGACAGUAUGAACCACAAAGAUGUGUUUACCUGGGCAAACACCACCCUCCUAAAUAACAUUUUUGGAAAGCAACCAGGCUUCAUCACAGAUGGAAACUCAAAGCUGGUUGGCAAUGCUCAUCUCCGGCAGGUUAGAGUACACAAGAACUCUUGCAGGACUGCAAAAUCUAUGCAACACCCUCUUCCUGAUUGCCAUGCUCCAUACUCUUGGGAAGUAGAGGACAUGGGCUCAUAUGGUCCUGGCUGGAAUAGGUCAAAGGAUGUACAUGUGCUUGAGACCCUAAACAUGCCCUGGGAGUACAAAAGCCAAUCUAGACUACGGGCGCACCCUAUCUGGGGUAGGGUGGCUUUUUACAGAGGAGGAGGCUUUGUAGUAGAUCUUGGUACGACCAAGGAAAAUGCAAGCAGUUUGCUUCAGUACCUCUUUGACAACAUCUGGUUGGACGUAUACACUCGGGCUAUCUUUGUGGAGUUCACAGUAUACAAUGCCAACGUCAACCUCUUCUGUAUUGUCACCCUGAUGUUUGAGACAACAGCAGUAGGAGCAUUUCAGUAUCGCAGUGAUCUACAAAGUGUCCAUCUCUAUCAGUCCACUGGAGGUUUCCAUAUCUUUGUCAUGGCCUCUGAGGCACUCUAUUUUCUCUUCAUUCUCUAUUACAUGUUUGAGCAGGGCACGCUCAUGAGACAGCAGAAAAUAAACUACUUCAGGAGCAAAUGGAAUCUGCUAGAGCUAGCCAUAAUUAUUUUAAGCUGGAGUGCACUGUGUGUCUUUAUCAAAAGGACUAUUUUGGGUAACCGUGACAUUGAGUAUUACCAUAAUCAUAAGGACCAACAUGCUAGUUUUCACGAGACUGCAGCAGCAGAUGGAGUUCUUGGAUACCUCAUAGCUUUCUUGGUCCUGCUGGCGACAGUCAAACUCUGGCAUCUGCUGCGUCUAAACCCCAAACUGCACAUGAUCACUGCAACGUUGCAGCGGGCGUGGAAUGACAUCUCUGGCUUUAUUGUGGUCAUGACGGUCAUGUUGUUGGCCUACUCGAUUGCGUGCAAUUUGAUGUAUGGAUGGAAGCUUUACUCCUACCACACUCUUCUACAUGCAGCUCAGACCAUAGUCAGCUUGCAACUGGGCAUCUUCAACUAUGAAGAGGUUUUGAAUUAUAAUCCUGUCCUUGGGGCGUUUGUGGUUGGUUCCUGCAUCAUCUUCAUGACAUUUGUGGUGCUCAACUUAUUUAUAUCGGUCAUCCUGGUGGCAUUCUCUGAGGAACAAAUACAUCAUCAGCCGUCUGAAGAGGAAGAAAUCGUGGACCUGAUGCUCACAAAGAUAUGUAGCCUUUUUGGAGUCAAGGUUAAGAAGAACCAAUCGUCUGACAAUAAUAAACUAAACCAUUCUGCAGGUGCCAGCACACUUUCUGUCAUUUCAUAAAUAUCACCAUCCUUCUGCUUUGGGUGUCAUGGCCAUAAGUAUGUAGACACCUGUUUUAAUUAGUGGGUUCAGCUAUUUAGGACAUCUAUUGCA